Molecule: messenger RNA, 2083 nt
Organism: Hyposmocoma kahamanoa
Lineage: Eukaryota; Metazoa; Arthropoda; Insecta; Lepidoptera; Cosmopterigidae
Gene: SH3PX1
Product: sorting nexin lst-4
Exons: 1
Coding region: 17-1696 (559 amino acids)
Biological process (GO): mitotic cell cycle; protein transport; endocytosis
Cellular component (GO): cytoplasmic vesicle; plasma membrane
Molecular function (GO): phosphatidylinositol binding; protein binding
Source: RefSeq, a predicted model, not a curated record
GUAAAAGGGUCCCAAGAUGACGGCCCAAGUGCAAGCAUUGUAUGACUUCACGGGUGAGCCUGGCACCACAGAAAUGUCUAUUACAACUGGGGAAAUUCUCACUUUGCUUAACACUGACAUUGGUGAAGGUUGGUGGGAAGGCAAAAAUGCUAAAGGAGAAACUGGUCUCUUCCCAGCUGCUUAUGUGAAACAACUUAGUCCUGAGGAAUCGGCACGGGUUCCCACCAAAGGUUCAAUAGCACCACAUAGGUAUGAUCAAGCUGCUGAUGAUUGGGGUGACCAACAAUUUAGUGCUGGUGACAGCAAUUACCAACGAGCAUCACAUAAUGAUGAUGGUUGGGAUGACGAUUGGGAUGAUGAUACAUACUCUGAAAUAGGACCUGGUGGUCAACAAAACAAGGCACAAAACAAUCAAGCCCCUCUUGCCCCAUUACCUGGUAUGCCCAUUAGUGACUACAAUCAACAGUUUGAUGAUUCUGCUUCUACUCUUGGAUCCUCAAUGGGAACAGUGAGGAAAAGCAAAUUUGCCCCAUCCACAAAAGUAAGCGGAGAGAGUUAUUUACUGGGGACUCUAAAUGUAGAAGUUAGGGAUUCAGAAAAAGUAUACAUAAUCCAAGAUGAAGAUGGAUAUGUAUGGUCACCUAUAACUCAACCAUACACAGUCACUGUGGCUUCUCCAAAGAAGGAAUCUAAAUUCAAAGGCAUUAAGAGUUUUAUUGCUUAUCAACUAACACCUUCAUUUAAUAACAUCCAAGUAUCCAGGAGAUACAAACACUUUGAUUGGCUUCAUGAAAGAUUGCAGGAGAAGUUUACACUCAUUCCAGUCCCACCCUUGCCUGACAAAACAAUUUCUGGUCGCUAUGAUGAACAACUUAUUGAACGUAGGAGAGUACAACUGCAAGAAUUUGUGGAUUGGAUGUGCAAACAUCCAGUAUUAUCUAAAUGUGAAGUUUGGCAGCACUUUUUAACUUGUACAGAUGAUAAGAGGUGGAAAGCAGGCAAAAGACAAGCAGAAAGAGACAAUUUGUUAGGUUUAAAUUAUUGUAUAUCAUUAGUUGUACCUGAAAAAGCUUUAUUACAGUCUCAAGUAGACACAAUAUCUGAGCAAUGUCACACAUUCAUUGCGAGCAUGGACACGGCUGUGAAAAAUGUAUCCAACAUGUGUCUUGCACAAGGCAAAAGAUUCCAAGGCCCGUACAAGAGUGACUGUCAGAAAAUUGGAGAAGCUUUCUACCACUUGGGUAAUUCACUAAGCUUUGACGAAGGGUCAAUAGUGUCCAGAUCCAAACUAACUUCAGCUAUCAAGUUAACAGGAGGUGCAUACAUUGAAAUUGGCAAGUUAUAUGAAGAACAACCAAAAUACGAUUGGGACCCAUUAGGUGAUAAGUUCCACUUGUACAAAGGUAUUGUUGGAGUUUUUCCAGACGUUUUAGCAAACCAUAAAGGAGCAGUACAAAAGAAAAGGGAAUGUGAAAGGCUUACAGCUGAGCACAAGAUGGAAGUAGCUCAACUGAAUGAAGUAUUGAGGAGGACAGAUGUGAUAUCCUAUGCUUUACUUGCUGAAAUUAAUCAUUUCAAGGCAGAAAGAACUACUGAUUUGAAAGCCGCAAUGCAAAGAUUCUUAAAACAACAAAUAACUUUCUAUAAGAAUAUUGUUAAUAAAUUGGAGGGUGCCCUAACUCACUAUGAUGACUAAUUGGGAUUUCUUCACUGAAUGAGGGAAUUUACAGUAGUGCUAACUUCAUGUGAUUUACUAAAUAUGUAUUCAAACCUCUUGGACCAUUCUUGCUUGUAUUUAUCUCUAUACCUGAUAUUUCAAUGGUAUUUUGUGUCUUAAGUAUACAUAUAAUCCAAAGGAUUUGUAUUUGAUAGGAUGUAUUGUGUAAUAUUAUUAAAGAAUUUAUAAAUGUGAUGAAAUUAUGGACUGAAUGUAAAAUAAUAAUUUUUUGGUACACAGCUGAUUACACCGUAAAGUACUGACUUUCUGUAAAUAGUUUUAUCUACUUGUCAUUAUGAAUUACUAUUUUUUUACCACUUUAUACAUUUUAUUUUAAAAUCAUACUAAUUAUGGGGCGAUUAUUUU